Auanema sp. JU1783 is the source of this 1200-nucleotide messenger RNA. NCBI's taxonomy places the organism in Eukaryota, Metazoa, Nematoda, Chromadorea, Rhabditida, Rhabditidae. The record is from the annotation of a GenBank genome assembly.
AUGUCUCACGACGGAUGGAAAGAUUUUAAGUUUCCAAUUGAUAAAUAUGUUCAAUACUACUACGAAUUGGAUGAAAUUUCAAAGUCAAAUCCUGUAGUGAAAGUUUUAGAUACGCUAAAAGCACGAGAAAGAAAAACAAUUGUGGAUGAGCAUGGCAUAGUCGUAUCAUUCUUCAUCGACGAAGAAGAACAUGUGCAUAAAAGAUUUUUCAAGCCUUCUCUACAAUCUCAAAGAAAUUCAUUUACCCUUCGGUGUCUCAAGGAGUUCUUUGAAAAGCGUGGUGAAAUUCAUACGAUAGGCAUAAUGGGAUGUGGAGCUUACUCCUUCGAACGAUUUUCUUUGCAUCAGUUACCUGAUAUGGGAGUCAAAGUUGUACGUUCUGUAGAUAUUUGUCCGGAAACUCUCGAGAAAGGAUUCAAAGCUUUAAAAUCUAGCCUUAGUGCCGUACAUUCAAUGAUCAGUGGUAGUGUUGAGCGACCUUCAGUCUUGGAGCAGUACUACGGCAAGUUACAUUGUUUAUUUACCUUAUCCGUUAUCCUUCAAGGUGACAUAACGGAUGCUGAUGAAAGGUUUAUCGGGAUAGAUUGUGUUUGCUCAACAGAAGUAAUUGAACAUAUGCCCUUAUCAGUAGCUGAAGAUUUUGUGAGAAACGUUCUAGGAAACCUGCAGCCAAAACUUUUUGUUUUAUCAACACCUAAUUACGAGUAUAACGUUGCUUUCGGAUCUAGUACUUUUAGACAUGAUGAUCAUAAGUUUGAGUUCAGUCGUAAGGAGUUUGAUGAAUGGAUCAGUAAGGUAUCCAAAGAUUACCCUUAUGAGUAUAUUAUCCACUAUGUUGGAAAUGUAGAAGGUAGCAGCUAUGAAAACCUCUCUGGAGCAACACAAUUUGCCGUUCUGUCUAGAAAAGAAAAUGUUCCGAUUGAAGAUAGAGCUUCGAAAGGCAAAAUUUAUGAGAAGGUUGGACAAUCUAUCCUUUUUGGAGGACUUAGUGUGGUUAUAAAGAAUGUUUGCAAAGAUGCCUUCAAGAAAUUCUUGGAAUUGCAUCCUUUACAUCACAAUAACCUUCGUCGCGAGUGUUACGGAAAAUUUUGGGAGGUUGAUGUUGAUGAUGUUAUGGCAUUAGUGGCAGCUCCAGAUAUCAUAAAAGAGAGGAUUACGUCGUCUAUCGUCAUGCAUGUUUCUCAUGAGCUAUUGGAAUGA